Thyridium curvatum is the source of this 1077-nucleotide messenger RNA. RefSeq lists its product as uncharacterized. Bases 1 to 1077 code for a protein of 358 amino acids. NCBI's taxonomy places the organism in Eukaryota, Fungi, Ascomycota, Sordariomycetes, Thyridiales, Thyridiaceae. The record is from RefSeq and is a predicted model, not a curated record. The transcript is spliced from 2 exons.
AUGGAGCUUUUGCUCGUCCUUCUUUGUUUUCAGGUGCUACCCAGUGCCCUUUGCUUCAAAAGCGGCUCGCACCUUGAAGGUUUCCACAGCUUGAGCUCGUUGCACUCGUUCGCCGACGAUGACCCUUUCGCCGCCAACAACCAUGUGAUCAAUCCCUGGGACGAUCCUCGAGUCCAAGACCUCCUAUGGGACGGGAAGCCUCUACCUUCUGGCGAGCCGAAGAGAAAGAGAACUGUCCUACAACAUAGAGCUACCGGCGGUCGCACGGUCAUUCCGUCAACAUGGCCGCAUCGACACUGUCUAGGGUGUUUCAAUGCCGCAAGCGGAGACAGACCUGACAUUGGCGACCUCAGCACUGAGUACCUGGUGACAGAACUCCUCAAGAAAGAGCCAGAGAUGAGAGACUUGUGCGUCUUUUACACCGGCGUGCCCAAUGAUGAGCGACAGAACACCGCCAAGGGACAAUCACUAGGUCCUCAGGAGAAUCUCUCGCCGAGUGCAGCAAGAUGGGCAUGUGACCGUCAAAUGUAUUCUCUCUGGACUCUUUUCCCUGGUAGGGACGACAACGUGGCACCUCCUGGAACCGUACCCGAUGACAGCAUCAAUAAGAAGAAUUUCUGGGAGAUAGACCGACAAGACAGCUGGCUCUAUCACUUGAAGGACCCUCCCACCCGAUUCACUUACUUUGAGAACAUGUCUCGCGCGAUGGCCAGACGCUGCUCAGGGAAAAUCUGGGUGUACUCCCUCAACCCGACGAACCUGGCUCAUUAUGGUACACAGCAACCGCCUCCCGACAACAACAAUGCCCACAGCAUCUGGAACACCGUCGAAUACCGAGAACUGAAGGCUCAAAACAAAUGGACACAUCUCAUCAGCAUUGACGCCAGCACGGGCGAUAUGCACCUUCUCCGGAUGUCAGAUCAGUCCCGUAUUGGCCCGUACACAGGAUCGGUGCCACGUGCUCUCGAGUUUCUCAACUCUACUCUGGGCAAGAGAGAUACUUGCACCCAGAAUCUUCUCUACCAGGGCCCCGGAGAUGAUUGGUUUGGUACUGGACGUCGCAGUAGCACCCGAUGA